Pelodiscus sinensis (Chinese soft-shelled turtle) is the source of this 5480-nucleotide messenger RNA. The record is from RefSeq and is a predicted model, not a curated record. Lineage: Eukaryota; Metazoa; Chordata; Testudines; Trionychidae.
CAAUAAUUACGAAACCAAUGAAGAAUGUAUCUGUUCUUAUCACCUUGCUUUCCAGAAUAAGACGCCACCAUACUAUGUGCAACAGAAAUCACUAACACGCAUACACAAUGCAACCCUCCAUGAGCUCGGAGAAGCUUAACCCAUAUCACUUAUCAUAAGAGGGAGAGCUUUUUAACACAUGUACUAAUCCCUCCAGCAAAAGAGGGGGAGAUUUUAAAGCCAGCAAAACUUAAAAUUAAUCCCAUAGGAGGAAGCCUUCUUUGAACUAAAGGAGAGGUCUGGGAACGGGGAUGUCGUUUUUUUCAGGACCACGUCCCCGUGCUCGAGUAACCUCUCCUCAAUAGAUGAACUGUUGGCGUAUGCACGAGGGAAGCGGAGGGCGGUAGGACCCCGCGGAGACGCCGAGGGGGGAGGCAGGAGGACAAUAAUUUGUUCCAUUGUAAUGAGAACUGUAAAUGUUGGCACGGGGCAGAUUUCACAGGCAGGCCUGCCUUCUUUCUCCAACGAUCUUUAGUGCCUCCCGCUAGCCAACUCGGACAGGCUGCUCAUUUAUUGCAACGGUCAACAGAUUUUUCUUGCCAAAAAAAAGCCAAACCCCAAACAACUUUUUUUUUUUUGAAAAAAAUAUAUAAAAGCAAAGCCCCGCUCAUCAGCAACCCAUGCAGGAGCAGGAGGGGUUUGGGAGUUAACUGCAUGCAGGAAAUCUCUCACAUCCUGAAUCCCAGCUCUCUCCUCUCUGUUACUGUAUAUGAUGGUGCUAGUCUCCAGCCCCAGCUGAUGAAAGUUUGUCUCUUGCAGGCUGGGCUAAGAUGUCAAAGCGUCUCCAUGCAGAGCACCGGCGCUUCCCUCUUCCUCACCCCCCAGCCCAGAUAUUUUCGCUGCUGCUGAGCCUGGGCUGGCUCUUUAUAGCAUCAGCCAGGGCGCAAGGAGAGAAUGCAGACAGUAAAUUGGAGUCCUCCAGGCAACAGAUGUUAAAGAACCAGUCAGAACAUUAUGAGAUAAUAGUUCCCUACAUUUUGAAUGGAGAACAAUGGAAACCAAUACAAAGUAUUGAUUCAGAGAGUCACCCAGCACUGCUGAAGUUUCUAAUACAAGCUGAAAGUAAGCAACUAGUCAUCAGUCUGGAGAGAAAUGAGGGCCUCUUAGCUGAUAGCUUCACAGAAACACACUAUUUGAAAGACGGCACUGAUGUCAUUCUCACACGCAAUUACACGGGUCACUGCUAUUAUCAUGGUACCGUGCUAGGGUAUCCUGACUCUGCAGUCAGUGUCAGUAUCUGCUCUGGACUCAGGGGACUUAUUUUAUUUGAAAAUAAAACCUACAUUCUGGAGCCAUUGGAAAAUGCUACGAGUGAACACAAGAUCUACCGAGCAGAGAACCUGAAAAUAACCUCCGGAUCUUGUGGCAACCAAUUCAAUGUCUCUGGCAUCACUGUUGAUGACACUCCACAGUCUUCUCAAGCAUUCACUAGCAGGCACAAGAGGGAGACUCUGAAGAUAACAAAAUAUGUGGAGCUUGUUAUUGUUGCAGAUAAUCGAGAGUUUCAGAGACAAGGCAAAGAUGUGGAAAAAGUUAAGCAGAGGCUGAUAGAAAUUGCAAACUAUGUCGAUAAGUUCUACAGGCCACUAAAUAUUCGAGUAGCCUUGGUUGGAGUGGAGGUGUGGAAUGACAUGGAUAAGUGCUCUAUAACACAAGACCCCUUCACCAGCCUCCAUGAGUUUCUGGAUUGGAGAAAACUGAAACUACUACCUCGUAAACCCCAUGACAAUGCACAACUAGUGAGUGGGGUAUACUUCCAAGGGACUACCAUUGGCAUGGCACCUAUAAUGAGCAUGUGCACUGCAGAACAAUCUGGGGGAGUUGUUAUGGAUCAUUCAGACAGCCCUCUUGGUGCAGCAGUAACCCUGGCUCAUGAACUGGGCCACAACUUUGGGAUGAAUCAUGAUACGCUGGAGAGGGGCUGUACCUGCAAAGCAUCUACUGAUAAAGGUGGCUGUAUCAUGAACCCCUCUACUGGCUAUCCAUUCCCCAUGGUAUUCAGCAGCUGUAGUAAAAAGGAUCUGGAAAAUAGCCUGGAAAAAGGAGUGGGGAUGUGUCUCUUUAACCUGCCCGAAGUUAAGGAAUCAUUUGGUGGACAGAAGUGUGGGAAUGGCUAUGUGGAAGAUGGAGAAGAGUGUGACUGUGGGGAACCUGAUGAAUGUACAAAUCGUUGCUGUAACGCUACUACCUGCACUUUGAAAUCAGAAGCAGUGUGUGCACAUGGACUUUGCUGUGAAGACUGUAAGUUGAAGCCAGCAGGGAUUUCUUGCAGAGACUCAAGUAACUCCUGUGAUCUGCCAGAGUUCUGCACUGGAGCCAGUCCUCACUGCCCAGCUAAUGUAUAUUUACAUGAUGGACAUCCAUGCUACAGAGUAGAUGGGUAUUGUUAUAAUGGCAUAUGUCAGACCCAUGAACAACAAUGUGUCACACUCUGGGGAAAAGGUGCUAAACCUGCUCCUGGGAUCUGCUUUGAGAGAGUCAAUUCUGCAGGUGAUCCUUAUGGCAACUGUGGCAAGGACUCCAAAAGUUCCUUUGCUAAAUGUGAACCCAGAGAUGCUAAAUGUGGAAAAAUUCAGUGUCAAGGGGGAGCAAAUCGACCUGUAAUUGGUACCAAUGCUGUUUCCAUAGAAACUAAUAUCCCGCUGCAGGAAGGAGGCAAGAUUCUAUGUCGUGGUACCCAUGUGUACUUGGGUGAUGAUAUGCCUGAUCCCGGUCUCGUUUUGGCAGGCACAAAAUGUGAAGAUGGAAAAAUCUGUCUCAAUCGCCAGUGCCAAAAUACUAGUAUAUUUGGUGUUCAUGAAUGUGCAACAAAAUGCCAUGGACAUGGAGUCUGUAACAAUAAAAAAAAUUGUCACUGCGAACCUGACUGGGCCCCUCCCCAUUGCGACAAGCCAGGUUUUGGUGGCAGCAUGGACAGUGGACCAACUAGACAAGCAGAUAAUAGAAGUUUAACCAUAGGAAUACUCGUAACCAUUCUGUGCCUUUUUGCUGCUGGUUUAAUCAUGUAUCUCAAAAGGAAGACUUUGAUUAGACUGCUAUUUACAAAUAAAAAGACAACAAUUGAGAAAUUAAGGUCUGUGAGUCCCGCAAGGCCUUCCAGUUCAUUUGAGCCUAAUCAUGUUCAUACCACAACUCUCAGUAAAAAUCUAGUCAUAAAGCCACAAAAUUUAAACAUACAUAAGAGAGAUGGUGCAAGAAGAUUGCUACCGUAUCAAACUAUUGACAUCAGUAACCCUGUAAAGACGCUUGAUUUACCGUGGUCAAAAACACCCCAGCGAGUCCUACCCCCCCUUCAUCAGUUGCCUUGUCAUCAAGCUGUACCUGUACGACCACUGCCAGCUAACCCAGCCCUUAGGCUUGCUCAGGAAACUCUCAAACCAAGCCCUCCUCAAAAGCCUUUACCAGCAAAUCCUCUGAACAAAACUGCUCGGUUUAACAAUGCCUCCAGCCAAACACUUGGACAUCAGAAACAUGUGCCUCACAUUACUCCUACCUGCACCUAAACAUCUGCAAGUGCCCAGAUCCAGUAACACUGCCUUUGUGAAAUGACGAAAAUCUGACAUCUUUCUGAAAAAAGUGAAGACAGAAGUUUGCACUAUCUUUAAACUCCAAGUGAAGUGGGUUUAAGAAACAAUACUUAGAAUUUUUAAUCUUUAAAACAUCAUUUUAAAGAACUGAGCUACUGCUUUUGGUGCUGUGCUGUGCUAUGGUGCUCUAUGUACUUGCUCAGGUACUUGUAAAUUAUUAAUUUAUGAUCAAUAUUUAUUACAGUGCAGCGCACUGUAGUAGAUAUUUUUACCAUAGCUGAGUUUUCCUAGGAAGGAAGCCCUUUUUAUAUUUUAGUGAACUUGAAACAUUCAGCUUUAUGUCUUGGAGUGUUUAGUUUUGAUCUAUUCUUUAUAGAGUACUGAUACUUUAUGGAUAAAUCAAUCAAUAAACUGUAGUGAUCUCAAUGGUUUUUCAGAAACCUUUGAAUGAUUACAUCAGGGUGAGCCAUGUUUUCUGGAAUACAGUGAAAUGCCCGAUAUCUGCACACAAAUGUAUAUACCAUGUCUGGUUAACCAAAAUAGCUGUUAUUGGUUGUACUGUAAUUUCAAGAGGCUUGAUAUCACUGUUUGAAAUUAUCAGGAAAUCUGUGCUUAAAGAGCAUAUUGGUUUUGGACAAGUACUGUAUAUCAUAAAACUGUAUUUUAGCUCACUGUUUUAUCAGACGCAGCUCAAUCAUUCUGUAUCAAAGAAGAUUCAGGUCUUCCAAUAUGAUUACAUUUUUGAUGCUUUGGUAAUUAUUCAUUCAAUAUCUUACAAGGUAAUGACAUCUUACUAUGCAGUAUAGCUAUACAGUCAAAUACAUUGAAAAUACUACGAUGCUAUAUUUACAAAGAAUAGUUUUAAAACAGAUUACAUGUAUUUCUGAUUCCUUACCUCUGCUUAUCAACUAUAUUUUACAUAUUUACUACUGUUUUGUAUCUAACUUGUACAAUUUUUUUUCUCUCUCUGAUGGAUUUUUCCCCUUGUUAAUCUGCAUAAUACUCAUACUUCUAUGAAUGAAGUGCUCAAAAGAUAUACUUUAAAAUUCAUUAGGAAGUGGAAAAUAUGCACAGGAACUUCAUAUUGGUUGAGCACCAUACUGUGUAAGAAGAAAAACUACUUUUGCACUUCAUCUGUGCAUCAAUCUUCAUCAAAAAGCAGAGGUUGAAAACCAAUAUUUUCUGAUUUCUGUGUUGUACUUCUUAUUUUUCAUUGGUGAAAUUGUUAUUGGAGUAUUUUAAGUUCUGCUUUAGUGGCCUCAAAUUACUAUGUAGUGGGUCAUCUCUUUCACAAUGAUAAACAAUCAAACUACUACUACUGACCAUUGUUCCACAUUUGGAAUAAACUACCUUAGGAAAAUGGCCAUAUGUUGACAAAAGCCCCCCAAGUGACAGCUCCUCCCUAGCUUUUACCACCACCCUAACCCAAUCCAAGUAGUCUUGUAAACACUUUCAGUGUGAGUGUAGAUGCAACAAACACUUUUCAGCAUUGCUACAGGAAACGUGUGCAUUAUGUGAGAUCUCUCUCUCUCUAACCGCACUAAAAUAAUUUCACUUACACUAUCAACCAAUUGUUCUUUUCAAUACAAGUCAAAUGGGAACUAAGUGGAAGCCAUUACUAACAUUAUUGUCAGCAAUAUGUUAGUUUUUUGUUUGUUCAUAAAUGUUGUUUCUUCAAGCAGAAAGAAAUGUACAAAGACCCCUGGAUACAGUGUUCCCUCUAAGAUUUUCCGUCCAUCAGCGGAGUGAGUUUUGUCUUAUGCACCAAUAUUGACAUCAUGUGCACUUGUUUGGAUGUAUGCCACUGUGGCAUCCACCAGUUAUUAACAAAAUUACAUAUACAGCCGCUCCCCAAGUUACGAACAAGUUACAGACCAACACUUGGCCCGUAACUCUAAGGCUACAUCUACAUUG